Messenger RNA from Stegastes partitus (bicolor damselfish), 1905 nucleotides. It is a transcript of the gene grem2b, whose product is annotated as gremlin 2, DAN family BMP antagonist b. Bases 367 to 939 code for a protein of 190 amino acids. Gene Ontology annotation, molecular function: receptor ligand activity; BMP binding. The record is from RefSeq and is a predicted model, not a curated record. Lineage: Eukaryota; Metazoa; Chordata; Actinopteri; Pomacentridae. Gene Ontology annotation, biological process: animal organ morphogenesis. The transcript is spliced from 2 exons.
AAGACAGACUGCAGACAGUCUCCACAGCACUAAGAUAUGGGCUUACUGUGACUGAACUCCGGAGCGUCCCUCUUAAACCUCAAACCAAAAAAAAAAAAAGACUAAAAAGAGAAAAUUAGACUCAGGCUGAAAGCAAGAAGAGAUACAGCUCGUCUAGGAGGAUGGAAAACUGAGCGUGUCCAACACUUUGAGUCUUCAGCGGGAGGGGGAAAAAAAAAGAAGAGAGGAGCAAGGACAAGCCUGAGGAUACUACAGAUUAUGUUGCCAUGGAAACCAGAACCUGGAAGCGGACGCAAGGACCACUGAAGGUGGACAAUCUCCCUUGACUGCAUCCUCAACACAUUACUGUCCCGCUGUGCUGAGAGAAUGAUGUGGAGAAUAACUAUCCCCGUCAUACUGGCUGGGGUGCUCUGCAUCACCGCAGAGACCAAAAAGCACCGUCCCCAGGGAUCCAUCCCAUCGCCAUACAAGACCAAGGGGAACCUGUCCGCAGAACGCCACCACCGGCUAUUGCAGCAGAAACCAGAGGUGCUGUCCUCCAGCCGGGAGGCCUUGGUUGUCACAGAGCGGCGCUACCUCCGCAGAGACUGGUGCAAGACCCAACCCCUUCGUCAGACAAUCAGUGAGGAGGGCUGUCGCAGCCGCACUGUGGUCAACCGUUUUUGCUACGGCCAGUGCAACUCCUUCUACAUCCCACGCCAUAUGGGCCCCAGCCAUGGACAGAAUCGAGGCCACGGCUCAGGCUCUGGAAGAAAAAACCACAACAAAGCCCAGGAGCCAUUUCAGUCCUGCUCCUUCUGCAGGCCACAUCGCAUCACACAGCUGACAGUGCAGCUAGACUGCCCAGACCUGCAGCCCCCUUUCAGGCACCGUAAGGUGCAGAGGGUCAAACAGUGUCGCUGCAUGUCUGUGGAUGUGAGCGGCCAUGGGAAACUGUGAAGAAGGACUUUUUAAAUUUGAAAUGACAUAUAUGUACUGUCAAAGGCAGAGAUUCACCAAGUUUGUCAAAUGAGGACUGGCUUCAAGUGGAACUAUUGUGCAACGUGUUGUACAGAAAAUGACUUUCGCUACCAUAAAGUGACAUGGACCUGGUGUUAAACAAAGGCUAAACAAUGAUUUAAUUAGAGAUGAGCAGCCAUGUUGAACAUGUCAAUGCAGUUUAAAAAAGACUGAUCCUAGUGACUGUACAAGAGACACUGACGGUAAAGCUGCUUGUGCUCAAUAAUGAACAAGUUUUUAUCAUUUUUUGAAAAAAGUUUAUAUCUACCCAAAAGAUUGCAAAGAGUGCCUUUUUUUAAAAAUAAAAAAAAGUACAGAACAUGAUGGAUGCUGAGGAAGAACGGUAACGCAGUGUCCUGCUGUAGAAAGAGUGCAACCACUUAAAAAAAAAAAAGUUUCUGUAACAUGAGAUGUUUUUCUUCUGCAGGUGGAUCUAUAGUAAUUACACAGUGUGCCAGUAUGUUUUUUGCCUGGUUUUACAAGUAUUAUAUGUGUUAUCCUGUACUUUUUUCCAUAAAUUCUAGGAUGUUGUAGGAAGUUGAUGCAUGAAGCAACACAGGACCGACCAGUGGCAUCCACCUGUUUGGACACAAACCUGUCUGCAUACUGUACAUUUGCCACAAAUCGACUAGCCAGUAGGAAAAAAACAUACUGCAGCAUGUGUAAUGGAGGUGCAAUGCAAUAUAUACAGUAUAUAUAUUUUAUGUAUGUGUGUAAGUAUGUAUGUUAAAAGUAUAUUAAAUCUAUUUCAUAUAAAACAAAAGUGGUGCUUAGAGUGCAUGUAGUUCUGUACUGCUUCAUAUCACAGUUGGACAAAUGAUAAACAGAAAGUGAUCAGCAAUAGCAGAAUUUCUAAUAAAAAAAUUAAGGUAAUUUCUUUUAUUCAAUAAAUAUAUUUCUCACGGU